Molecule: messenger RNA, 1113 nt
Organism: Umbelopsis ramanniana AG
Lineage: Eukaryota; Fungi; Mucoromycota; Umbelopsidomycetes; Umbelopsidales; Umbelopsidaceae
Exons: 3
Coding region: 103-750 (215 amino acids)
Biological process (GO): regulation of DNA-templated transcription
Source: RefSeq, a predicted model, not a curated record
GGGUUGUGUGUGCUUCAGCAAAAGUCUCCCAAAAUUGUCACAGUCCACUUUCAGUCUCAGAAACCAGUUGGCUUUGCAUUUCACCUUUAAUUACAACCAACCAUGAGCAACAAACGAAUGAAGGGUACGGUCGCUACUCGCGCAUUGUACUAUGGCAACACAGCGUACCCGAUUCUAGGGAAAAAGGCCAACGAUAGUGAUCACACGCAUAAAUGGACCGUUCUGGUGCGAGGAGUCAACAAUGAAGACAUCAGCUUCUGGAUCAAGAAAGUUAGCUUUCGGUUACAUGAAACAUACCCUAAUCCACAACGAACGAUCGAACAGCCGCCGUUUGAAGUAAGCGAGACAGGAUGGGGAGAAUUUGAGAUAGCAAUCAAAAUAUACUUUCACGCAGCUUCUGGAGAAAAGCCAGUGACACUCUAUCACCAUUUACGACUACAUCCAUAUGAAGAUGAUGGUACAGGACAACCAUGGCCCAAAGAGAAGCCUGUAACAAGCUUUAAUUACGACGAAAUUGUCUUUAAUGAACCAACCGAAGCAUUCUAUCAAGUUUUAGCAGAAAACAACGCUCUAACCUUUCAAUUACCAACCAAGAAAUCAACCAAGGAACCGGCUGUGCCGUUUACAACCAUGGUGGAGCAAGAAGAAUUAGAUCGUCUAGAUAAGGCAUUAAGAGAAGUCAAUCGACAAGUGCAAAGAGAACGACAGAGAGCCGAAGCUAUAACAGAAGAGUCGGCCAUGUAUAAAUAAACGGUUACUUUUCCAAUAAAAAUUAUUUCAGGGCCAAUUUAAUCAUCACCGGUGGUUGGGAAACCUGGGGUAUUUUGUUUCAUACUUCCUAUCGUUCUCUAUUAACAUGGUCAAUGCAUUGGCCGAGGAAGCAUCAGCUAGUACUGCUGUUCCCUCUACGUCCAAUGGCGACAUUUCACUUCCUCCCACCAUGGACAUUGAGAACCGGCAAUCACAAACCAGCAGUCCAGUAGCUUCAAAGGCAAAACCGACUCAACCUACCACAGCGUCUGCGGCAGAAAUCGCUAAUCCAGAUCAUCCUCAUCAUCGACACCAUCGAACUAUAAACGACUUUGAGUUAAUGGGAACUUUAGGAGAAGGAAG